CAGUUACAGCCUUCAACACCAACCUUUAAACAUCUCACACGGAAUCUCCCGCGCUCCCCCGACUAGACAUCAAAUGUCAUCCCUUACCUACCGACUCUUCUCUUCACCGGCGAGACCACGCGCGACUGUCACCAGGCUCCUAUUCCCGCCCCUGGCCGGCCCUGCGCCGCACCGCGCAUUCGCAACCAGGAAGAAGAAGCAGCCCAGCAUGGACACGAGCUCCAUCGAGACCCCCGCCGCGUGCUACGCCGACUUUUGCUUGAUCCCUGUGGGAGUCGGCGUAAGCGUCGCGAACGAGGUGGCAGAGGUGCAGAGGCUCCUCAAGGCCUCGGGCAUCAAGUACACGAUGCACUCUGCGGGAACUACCGUCGAAGGGAGCUGGGACGAGGUCAUGAAGGUCAUCGGCCAGGCCCACGCCGUUGUGCACCGGGGAGGUUGCCAGCGCGUGCAAAGCUCGCUCCGCGUCGGAACAAGGACCGAUAAGCAACAGACUGCCUCAGAAAAGGUGAAGAGGGUUGAAGACAUCCUGGCUGGGACGAGCACCUGACCUGAUUUUCAUCUACUGGCUGUCAUUCUCCAGGGUUAGCCAGGGACUUGAUUUCAUCCAACGGAGAAUCUUUAACAGUAUGGACUAUCGUCAAAGGGCACUAUGUUUAUAAACCGAGCGCGAGUAUAUAGGACGGCGGGGUCUGAAAUCGACAGUGUCGAAACAGCCACUUCCUCGACCUACUACUGCUUUCGCAUGCUCAGACCGCGGGCUCGGGCUUGAUACGGUAAAUAAAUACAAAAGUAAACAUGUUCUCGUAUUUCAUAUGUUC
This is a messenger RNA of Gaeumannomyces tritici R3-111a-1, 818 nucleotides long. RefSeq lists its product as hypothetical. Gene Ontology annotation, cellular component: cytosol. The coding region runs from base 74 to 547 and encodes 157 amino acids. Lineage: Eukaryota; Fungi; Ascomycota; Sordariomycetes; Magnaporthales; Magnaporthaceae. The transcript has 3 exons. The record is from RefSeq and is a predicted model, not a curated record.